AUGGCCACCGCGCCCGGUGGUGGGCCCCUCCCCGCCGCCGACGCCAUGGAGGUCGACCCGCCGCGCGCCUCCGCCGACGAGAAGCACGUCGCCACUGUUAUGGGGGGAAAUGAUGCCGUUACUGGCCAUAUAAUCUCGACCACAAUUGGUGGAAAGAAUGGUGAACCAAAAAGGACCAUUAGCUAUAUGGCUGAGCGAGUUGUUGGAACUGGAUCAUUUGGGGUUGUCUUCCAGGCAAAAUGCAUUGAGACGGGCGAAACUGUUGCCAUUAAGAAGGUUCUACAGGACAAAAGAUACAAGAAUAGGGAGUUGCAGAUAAUGCGAUCGAUUGACCAUUGCAAUGUCAUUUCCCUGAAGCAUUGUUUCUUCUCUACCACAAGUAGAGAUGAACUUUUCCUUAACUUAGUCAUGGAGUUUGUUCCAGAGUCACUUUAUCGUGUUCUGAAACACUACAAAGAUAUGAAGCAGAGGAUGCCCCUUAUAUAUGUUAAACUGUACAUGUAUCAGAUAUUCCGGGGAUUAGCUUAUAUUCAUAAUGCACCGGGAGUUUGUCACCGGGAUAUUAAGCCUCAGAAUAUUUUGGUGGAUCCUCUUUCCCACCAAGUCAAGGUUUGUGACUUCGGGAGUGCUAAAAUCUUGGUUAAAGGCGAAGCAAAUAUCUCGUACAUAUGCUCGCGUUACUAUCGCGCUCCUGAGCUCAUAUUUGGUGCAACUGAAUACACGACAUCUAUUGAUAUAUGGUCUGCUGGAUGUGUUCUUGCUGAGCUUCUUCUUGGUCAACCUUUGUUUCCUGGUGAAAGCGCUGUGGACCAGCUUGUUGAGAUUAUCAAGGUUUUGGGUACUCCAACACGAGAGGAAAUCCGGUGUAUGAAUCCCAAUUACACAGAAUUCAAGUUUCCUCAGAUAAAAGCGUGUCCAUGGCACAAGAUUUUCCACAAGCGAAUGCCUCCAGAAGCAAUAGAUCUCGUUUCCCGCCUUCUUCAGUAUUCACCAAAUCUGCGGUGUAGCGCUCUUGAGGCGUGCGCUCAUUCAUUAUUUGACGAGUUACGAGAACCACAUGCAAGGCUCCCAAAUGGACGCCCAUUCCCUCCACUGUUCAACUUUAAGCAGGAACUAGCAAACGCACCACCGGAGCUUAUCAGCAAGCUGUUACCAGAGCAUGCUCGAAGGCAUUCAGGAUUUAAUUCUUUAUUUGGGAGUGGACCUUAGGAAGGAUUGAAACGUCGCUGCUGGUACUGCCAAAGGGCAAUCUGCAUUCCCCGCAUUUAAGUUUUAGAACCUGACCAUCUUGUCGAAAAGUUGAGCCAGCCUUUUUAAAAAAAUUCUAGUAUUGAAACCCGAGGUGGCUAUUGUGUCCAUGUUCUCUGCUAGGAACGGCACAUAUUGUUCUGCUAGUGGGUAACGGUUGGUGUAUUGUUAAGCAUGGAGGGUAACUUAAUUAGCUUAUGUUUUUUUUUUCAUGUUUCAUGUCUGUAGCGCACCUUUGUACCUGUUACCUUUACCCUGUACUAUUCGCAACUGAUGUAACCAUGUAAAUGUGUCUUGCCCCUUUCGUGUUAUGAUGGUCAAGUCACAUCUUGUUCUGCCUCAA
Molecule: messenger RNA, 1591 nt
Organism: Setaria italica (foxtail millet)
Lineage: Eukaryota; Viridiplantae; Streptophyta; Magnoliopsida; Poales; Poaceae
Product: shaggy-related protein kinase GSK4
Exons: 12
Coding region: 1-1209 (402 amino acids)
Biological process (GO): signal transduction; protein phosphorylation
Cellular component (GO): cytoplasm
Molecular function (GO): ATP binding; protein serine/threonine kinase activity
Source: RefSeq, a predicted model, not a curated record